Laccaria bicolor S238N-H82 is the source of this 1269-nucleotide messenger RNA. RefSeq lists its product as uncharacterized. Gene Ontology annotation, molecular function: double-stranded RNA binding; tRNA-specific adenosine deaminase activity; double-stranded RNA adenosine deaminase activity. The record is from RefSeq and is a predicted model, not a curated record. Lineage: Eukaryota; Fungi; Basidiomycota; Agaricomycetes; Agaricales; Hydnangiaceae. The transcript is spliced from 6 exons. Gene Ontology annotation, biological process: RNA processing; adenosine to inosine editing. Gene Ontology annotation, cellular component: nucleolus; cytoplasm. Bases 1 to 1269 code for a protein of 422 amino acids.
AUGAAUUCCAGUACAAAGAGUGACCCCGAGCUCCUUGAUAAAGCCAUAAGCAACAUUUUUGAAAUCUAUUCCUCACUAUCAUUUACACCGCCGCACUCGCAAUACACUGUCCUUGCGUCGUUCUUUCUAUUGCAUAGUCAAACCCAUAGAGUCAAGGUACUCAGUGUCGCGACUGGUACCAAAUGCCUUCCGGCAAACAAGCUCUCCGACAGGGGAGAGAUCGUUCACGACAGCCAUGCUGAAGUUCUAGCGCGUCGCAGUGCUCUGCGUUGGUUUUUCGACGAAAUUGCUCGCUGCUGCGUGGAUCCUUUAUCGCACUCAGAGUGGAUUCUCCAGAAUGCAGACGGCAGAUUUGCUCUGCGCGACGAUGUCCGCCUCAACCUCUACGUCUCAACCCUUCCCUGCGGCGAUUCCUCGACGCGAUUUUUGGCGUCCAUUCAAGACGGGGAGAUGGCAGCUCUCAAAGACUCUAUGAACUCACUAGAGUUGAGUGGUUCCGCGACUGCUCGGGGAAGAGACGGCUAUGGUCGACUAGGCGUGUUGCGCACAAAACCUGGUCGGGCCGACUCGCCUCCAACGCUCUGCAUGUCGUGCAGUGACAAAAUUGCAAUGUGGAACGUUUUGGGUAUACAGGGUGCGUUGGGCUCUCGUUUUCUGCAGCCAUUGCAUCUCUCCGCCAUCGUCGUUGGCGAGGUACCUUGCGAUAUGCAGGAAACAGUGAGGGAGGACUGCCACCGCGCAUUUAUUGGGCGGCUGGGUAACAUUCAAGAUCUUCCACAGGGUUACAGCCUUCAAAUGAUUGAAACUUACUUCACCGACCGCGUCUUCGUUCAUUCUCGGACAGCACUUGGUCCAGGAUCAAAGGGAUCUUGCAAUGAAUCGAUAUGGUGGAUACCCGAUUCUCAGUCAUCGUUUGAGGCCUUGAUCAACGGCCUUAAACGAGGCGUUUCUCCAAAACAUCGAUAUCGAGAAAAGUCAAGAUCUAUGGUCUCUCGCAUAGCAAUGCUUCAGUUUUACAACCAGCUACUUGCCCACCUGGCUUUGCCGCUGAAUGACGAGGGCACCAUGUAUUCGUCUAUAAAAGACGAAUCCAAGGCUUAUCAAACUGUGAAAAGGACGCUUUUAGGGGAAAGUGGACCUUUUUCCGGAUGGGUGAGAAGCGGAAAUCAUUGGAAGAACUUUAAUUUACGGGGAGAAAGCCAGUCUCUGGGCUUGGAUGUCACUUCAACAACAAAUUCAGCACAGAUACCAACAUCUAUAGUAACAUAA